CGCGAUGGCUUCUUCUGCCUGUCGGCUGUUGUAGGUGGCUGUGGCUCUGUUGCUCUCCCCUUUGGCUCAUGCAGCCCCUCUGUCCGCGAGCACCACAGCCAACCUCACCGACAGACGCCAUGGAGUGCAGGUGAAUCAGAUGCAUGCAUCGCGUCAGACUCUCCUUGUUGCUUUCAGGUGGUGCGGCUUCACGAGCACACCGACACCGACACCGAUCAGCAGCCUUUCGCCGACGGCGUGAACUCGUGCGCUACUUCGAAUGUGCUGUGCCAGGAUCCUGAGCACGUCUGCUACAGACUCAUCUACAGGAAGGGGCGCAAGUGAGUACCACGGUGUGUCCGUGUCUCUCUCUCUCUCUCUGUCUCUGUCACUUUCUGUAUCGGUGUGGAUCCGGAUGGAUGGGCAGGCACGACAAAGGCAUCGCAAAGUACCUUAAUCGGGGCAAACAGCUCUCUGGCAAGCUCGGCGGGCUGUUUGCCCCGAUUAAGGAGUUCACCUUCGGCGUGUGUGUGAAGAACACCGACAAGGACCUCGACAACUGGUGCCCCGAGGCCAUCCGCAGCUCCCACUUCCCACCCGAAAUGAAAGGCAUGGAGGGCAGACUUCAGAAGCGGGUGUGCGAAGUUACUGAAAUCGCAGGAUGUUUCACCGGCCGAUGCGAGAUUCAGGUGCCGCGAGACGAACAGGUGACUUCUAAGAGGCAGAAGCACGCAGACACGAGAGCAGAUGUUUGUCGUGUGUUGUGUGUGCAGUGGGGUACCUUGUUCCUCUACAAUCAGGUCUACAAGCGGCUCGUGGACGUGUGGGGCUGGUCGGAGAUGAAGAACACCUGCAAGCCGGAAAAGUGCAAGCUGGCAUAGGCUAUAAGGUUCAGUAUUGCCUACAGCCUACAAGUGCACAGUGGAUGGGGAGACGGCACACAAGAAAGACAAGGGAGGGAUGCGAUAGUUGAAGCGAUGGAUGGAUGGAUGGAUGGACGCAUGUGCUUUCGGUCGCUGCCAAGAGAGUCCGCACGCACACACGCGUUGAUCUUAAGACAGACAUCAAUC
This is a messenger RNA of Vitrella brassicaformis, 1049 nucleotides long. The record is from the annotation of a GenBank genome assembly. Lineage: Eukaryota; Vitrellaceae.